This is a messenger RNA of Mucor mucedo, 1007 nucleotides long. RefSeq lists its product as uncharacterized. Gene Ontology annotation, molecular function: protein-folding chaperone binding. The transcript has a single exon. The record is from RefSeq and is a predicted model, not a curated record. Bases 102 to 914 code for a protein of 270 amino acids. Lineage: Eukaryota; Fungi; Mucoromycota; Mucoromycetes; Mucorales; Mucoraceae.
ACACAUAAGAUGACGUCUUUUUUUUUUAUUAUUGUUAUUGUUUUCCCAGUAAAAAGGAUAGGCUGUCACUUUUUAUUUUUUUUUUCCACCUUUUUUUCCCCAUGUUGAAGUUACAACAAAAUCGUUCUGCUUUUAUUUACGGAGCCGCCGCAGUCUCGUUAGCUAUUUUAGGAUCAGGAAUUGCCUAUUAUAUUAUCGAGGAUGACAAACAAGUAAAGCGUAGAAAGGAAGGACGUAAGGCAGAACGUGCUGCUUUACACUUGUUACAGCAAAUCAAAGUUCAAGCCCAAACUAUACAAACCAAUUUUGAAGCUGUUGAAACUGAUAUCGAGAACCAAGCUAGUACCGAUAAAGAAUUCAAGCAAAAGCAAUAUACGUUAGCUCAUUCCAACGAGCUUUUACUCCAGCUCAUGGAGAAAUUAGAUGCCAUUCGACCUUUAACUGCCAUUGUGGGUAAUGGUGCCGACGAUAAAGAGCCUACUGAAUUUGAAAAAGCUUUAGUAUCCAAUAUUAAAUCCAAGAAGCGCAACGUCAUUGAGACUAUCGAAGGUCUUUUCCGUCGUUUAGAUAUUGCCAAUGUAAAGGCAAAGAAGGAGGCUGCUAGAAGAGAGCAAGAAGCUAAAGAAAAGGCUUUGGAGACAGCAAGAAUUGAAAAGGAAGAAGCCGAACAAAAAGCUAUCGCAGAAGCGGAGAAGGAGAGAAUACGAUUAGAGAACGAAAAGAAGUUGAAGGAAGAACAAGCAAAGAUUGCACAAGAAGAAGCAUUACGUAGAGAAAAUGAAGAAAAAGAACAAUUAGCUAAAGCCAUUAUAGAAAAGCAAGCCAAAGAUAUUCAAUUAGAACAAGACCAGGUCGCUGCACAGGAAGAAGCUGUCUUGGCUGCAUUGAAAGAAGUUGAGCAUGAUGAAAAAUAAAUAAAUAAGAUCGGGUCACCCAAACACUGAUUGAUCCGAGUAAUAUUUGUUCAAUUUUUUUUUCUUUUUUUACUUUUUCUCCCUUUCUUUUUU